GCACGUGAUAGGGGCGUGUUCACACUGGGGUGAAAUACUGUGCAUUGAUAGUAACUACGUAGAUACCGGUCGAGCUCGCAGUCAGGAAUAUGUCGGACGUUGCUCUUAUUCUAGAGACGGUGAACUUUGCUGCUGAAAAGCAUAAAGCGCAAAGGAGGAAAGACGCAGAGCAGACGCCUUAUAUAAAUCACCCCAUAGGUGUUGCCAGGAUACUCUCUCACGAGGCUGGGAUCAGUGAUCUUGUGGUGCUGCAGGCAGCUCUUCUACAUGAUACUGUUGAAGAUACAAACACAACAUUCUUGGAAAUCGAGGAAAAGUUUGGGCUUGAGGUAAAAAAAGUAGUAGAAGAGGUCACUGACGAUAAGUCCUUGCCAAGGAUGAGAAGAAAACAGUUGCAGAUAGAGCACGCCCCGCACUGCAGCCACAGAGCUAAGUUGGUCAAGUUAGCCGACAAGUUGUACAAUCUGCGGGACCUGAACCGUAGCACUCCACAAGGCUGGUCAGAAGAACGAGUACAAGAAUAUUUCCAUUGGGCAUUCAAGGUUGUGAAUGGUCUACAAGGCACAAAUGUGGUGAUGGAAGAACAGCUUAACCAGCUAUUCAAAGAGAGAGGCGUUUCAGCAUGAAUGUGACAUAAUAGAAAGGGGUACAUCAUGGGAUGUUGCAAAAAGUACUUUUCAAAAGUCAUCAGCAAAAAUAUUCUAAGCACUUUCGGUUUAAAGUGUUUGGGGGGGGGGGCAGAACAAUGGCCAUUCUACCGUAUAUAUAAAAAACCCUCUACUCACAUCCAGCACUCCCCGCUGCCUUCGGUGUCGUCCUCCUGUCCCCAGAUGUAAUCCUCUUCCUGAGCUGUAGCAUGGCGCUUGGGCUGGAAGUGGCCCAGUAUAUCAUAUUUCGGCUCAGCCAGUCACUGGUGCAGCUAUGUCCUGCCUCAGGCAGUAUGAUACACUGGGCCCUAACAUCUAUCCGGCCAAACGUCAUGCUGCAGCUCAGGAAGUGGAUUGCAGCUGGGGACUGGAGCAAAACACUGGAGGCACUGCAGGAGCUCUGGAUGUAAGUAGAGGUUUAUUUAGUAUGUUGUUUAAAGGGGUAUUCCAGGCAAAAACUUUUUUUUAUAUAUCAGCU
Molecule: messenger RNA, 1125 nt
Organism: Hyla sarda
Lineage: Eukaryota; Metazoa; Chordata; Amphibia; Anura; Hylidae
Gene: HDDC3
Product: HD domain containing 3
Exons: 4
Coding region: 90-626 (178 amino acids)
Molecular function (GO): guanosine-3',5'-bis(diphosphate) 3'-diphosphatase activity
Source: RefSeq, a predicted model, not a curated record